ACUCGCAAUGUUGCUGUUUUGCGGCACAACUGGUCUAAAGGCAUCAAUUGUGUAGUCUAGAACGUGGAAUUCCCAGUCUAGACGCCAAAUCAAGUCGGGAUCAUGACCUAUUCACACGGUCUCAAGGCAACGUCUACUCCCCUCCCACUCGGAACCUUUAAGAGGAAUGUAGUCAACAAGAAGGAAUGUGUGAAUACAAUCUUGCAGUUUUUAGCCUGGAAAGGCUAUCAGCUGUGCUCUGAACGCGAACUCUUGCGCGCACCCUCACUCGGUGUACUCUUGCAGAUUUGGAAUAUCCUAUUCAAGUUCGUGGACGCCAAUGUGGAGAUUACGAGGGAGAACAUGACUGUGGAGGUGCCAAGGUUCUUCAAAGACUUUGGCUACCCACUCAUUAUGGAGACUUCACAUUUGAGGACUCCAACCGCAGAUCACCAGUGGGAAAGGAACCUACUGGCUUUAUCCUGGCUGUGCAAACUUUUACUCUAUGAACACAAGAACUUUGAAAUCUCCGCUCCGAGGUCAAACGUAAAUAUACCAAGCACCAUUCCAAAGGCGAAUAUAUCAAACAAGCUUCUGGAAAAUUCGAUAACGGAACUCACAACAAAGCACUACCAGAGGUUUAUAAAUGGUUGUGAAACCAGUAAGGAGCUGAUGGAGGCGUUCUCUGCUGAAUUGGGUAGCAUUCGUGCAGAUUUACAGUUUGACAUUGAUAAAAAGAUGGAACUUUUUGAACAACUUCGCAACGAAGUUUCGCAGCUGCAGGAUUAUAUUUGCAAUUUUGGCAAUGUCAAACAUCGCAUAAAAGUCCUUUCAUCUGAUUUGGAACAAAUCGAGCGUGCAACGCGUAAUUUAAAGGAUUCAUUUGUAAUAUCGGAACAUGAAUUAGAAUCGUCAAAACAUCUUCUGAGAAAGGAGUCUAGCCAUCUGCUUAGGCUGCAGGAAAAGAAUAAGGAGAUAAAUGAUAUGAUUUAUAAUAAUAUUAACGGAGUGAAUCUCAAGGAUCUAAAUGAUCGCAUAUACACACUUAGAGCUGAGAUCUCCACUCUCGUUGAAAGAAUCAAGGAAUACGAGUCAGAAAUUCCUCUCUUGUCAUCGAACAUUAUCUCCAUGAGCAACACGCUACUAAAGCUACAUGCAUCAUCUUCGUCCCUGCUAGAGGGGAUAAAGAGCGCACUUUUAGCAAAUGGGAUUGAAGCGUCUUCUUGGGUGAAUCUGGAAAAGAUCACACUAAACACAGAGGCUAACGCGGCAGAUGAGAUUCUCGGAAUAUCAAUCGACUCUUUUGAAGCCAAAAUUGAGGAAAUCUUUUCCUCAGACUCACAAAAGUUUCAAGAGACAACUUGGGCAAUCAAACAGACAAACGACACUAUCGCAGAACUUGAAAUCGCUAUAAUUUCCCUGGAAAACGAAAUCAACAUUACGAAUAAAAAGUUGGAAAACUCCCAAGACUCUGCAAAUGUUUCAAGACUACAAGCUGAAACUGAGGACAUUGUAACCAUGAUAAAGUCUUGCGCGCAGGAAAACUUGCAAACCUGCAAGGACAAGUUGAGAAGCGUCUUGGAAGAAUUACAAGGAGCAAACGACCAACUUGAGCUUGAAAAGGCAAACGCGAAAAAGAAACUCGAAUCGUAUCUAGAAGCUAUAAGAACCAUUGUACAAGUAUGUCACGAGCAAAAAUUGAAAAAUUGCCAUGCGAUAAAGGGGCUUGUCAGCCACAAGGUAGCAACCAUUGAAGGAUUGAGUCCUUUGCUCAAAGAUAAUUCGGGUUAGGCUCCCACCACGGAAGCAGACUCAAUACAAAUGCACCAAAUAAUUGGUACAUUAUC
Molecule: messenger RNA, 1826 nt
Organism: Theileria equi strain WA
Lineage: Eukaryota; Apicomplexa; Aconoidasida; Piroplasmida; Theileriidae
Exons: 10
Coding region: 103-1770 (555 amino acids)
Biological process (GO): attachment of mitotic spindle microtubules to kinetochore
Cellular component (GO): Ndc80 complex
Source: RefSeq, a predicted model, not a curated record